AUGGCAACAUCUCCUCCCGGAUCACCAGGCUUACCACGACCGUCAAGCGCCAUGGUGAAGCCAACACAAAGAAGCAAUAGCCGCUUAAGUAUGAACAGCAGAGUAGGGGGGAGUAGAGCAUCGGAUGAAGAUGGGGGUCGCACUGCUGUAAAAGUUGCUGUUCGUGUGCGGCCACCACUAAAACCCACGGAUCCCGGCUACGAACUGAUUCCCCAGCGAUUUCAACGGUCUAUGGUGCAGACCACCUCGAAUACGGGUAUUUCCAUCGAUUCACCACAAGGGAAAAAGCUCUUCGUCUUCGAUCGAGUUUUUAGUUCUGAUAUUGACCAAGAAGGGGUCUGGGAAUACUUGCAAGAUAGUAUCAGCGCCUUUCUCCAAGGUUACAAUGUCUCUCUACUCGCAUAUGGCCAGUCCGGUGCGGGAAAGUCCUACACGAUGGGAACAUCUGGUGAACAAGGCGACUUAGAGUCUAUGGGUGUAAUCCCGCGAGCUGCGAUGGCUCUAUUCGAGAAGUUGGAGGGUCCCCCGCGAAGUUCGAAUCGUAGUUCCAUGUCCCAACUGCGAACGCCGGCACGAUACUCGAUGCAAACGCCAACACCGAAGGGCGAAAAGAAUUGGCAAUUGAAAGCAACGUAUGUAGAGAUUUACAAUGAGCAGCUUCGCGACUUGCUUGUGCCAGACCAUUUUCAGCAAUAUGAGCGAAGUAACGUCACAAUUCGUGAAGAUCAGAAGGGUAACAUCAUCCUUACUGGCCUACAACAGAUUGAUAUUAACUCAGUGGAUGAUCUUAUGAAUGCUUUAAACUUUGGCUCAACGAUUCGACAGACUGAUGCGACAGCUAUAAACGCUAAAUCUUCGCGUUCGCACGCCGUCUUCAGUUUGAAUCUAGUGCAGCGCAAGAGCAAAUCGCAGAGCGCCCAAGGGGCUAACAAGAGGUUUUCAGUUCCGAUAGAAGCUAUGACCGGAACUGAGACCUGGGUUACAACUGAUAGCAAACUUCACUUUGUUGAUUUAGCUGGUAGUGAACGUCUAAAGAAUACUGGCGCUCAAGGCGAGCGGGCUAAGGAAGGUAUCUCUAUUAAUGCUGGCCUUGCUGCGUUGGGCAAGGUUAUAUCACAGCUUUCAUCUCGACAGGCCGGGUCUCAUGUCUCGUAUCGUGAUUCGAGAUUGACUAGACUCCUCCAGGAUUCCCUUGGCGGGAAUGCCAUCACUUACAUGAUCGCCUGUGUGACUCCGGCGGAGUUUCACUUAAGCGAAACUCUCAACACAGUUCAGUACGCGCAAAGAGCCCGAGCUAUUCAGAGCAAACCUAGGAUACAACAGGUAGAAGAAGGGGACAAACAAGCAAUCAUUGAACGCCUGAAAGCCGAAGUUGCCUUCUUACGCGAUCAGAUCCGAAACGCGGAACGUAGUGGGGGUGAGCGUCGCAAUGUUGCGACAAAUGAGAAGUCCGAGCGGCAAAACGAGCGGGAGUCGGAAUUACAAGAUCAGCUCUUAGACGUUCAGGAAAGUUACAACAGUCUAAGCCAGCGUCAUGCUAAGCUCAUUGCCGAAAUGGCUAAGGCCCGGGAUAACGAAGCUGCCGAGAACCAGGAUCUAGAGGAUCAUGCCGGCGAUACAGCAACAGAAAGGUUAAACCGGUCUAAUUCGUUUGCCCAAGCUGUCGAGCAGGUUGUGUUGGAAUACGAGAAGACAAUACAAUCUCUCGAGCAAUUACUUACCAGCACCCGGGCCACACUCUCAAGCACGGAAACAAGUCUUCUUGAGAAGGAAACGAAGUGCGCUUACGCUGAAACAAUCAAUACUCAGCUACAAAAACGUUUACAAAAACUAAUGGAUCGUGAGGCUAGUACAGAGAGCUACCUUCACGACUUAGAAGCUAAGCUUGACGGCCACACAUCUGGCGAAGAAAAGAAUGCUACCAUCGUCCUAGAAUUACGCAAAGAGAUCGCGCGAAUCCGAGACAAUGAAGCCUCUUGCGAAGAGUAUAUUUCAACCUUGGAGGAGAGACUUGCCGAGUCUGAUCAAGAUCAGGAGUUGAUGCAACGUGAGAUUGACCGCCUUGAACAGGUUAUUGAACGCCAGCGAAGCCUUGGCAAACUCGACAGCCUCCUACACGAACUGGACCAUAUCCAGCCAGAUGGCAAAGAGUCCGACGUCCAAUCCGAGCGCGGAAAAAGCAAUGGACACCGCCGUACCUUGUCGGAGCGAUCGACCAAGAGCCAUGUUAGUCGACAAAGCUUAGGAAUGAGAGGAACUCUUCCUGAAGUCGCCGAAGGUACCGAGGAAGAAGUCAACGAUCAAGAUCACCCCGAUACUGCCAGCGAUCAUGAAGCGGUCGGCAUAGCUAUCGAAACGCCAGAGAGGGUGCCGUCACCUAUGGAAUACCCACCUCAGAGUCCAGCACAAAAUAAAUAUGUUGCCGACAAACUUGAGAAUGUAACUGAAGAACUUGUCGCCCUACGAGUCGAGCACGAGUCAACCAUCAACGAGUACGACAUGCUCCAUGCGAAAUACGAAGAGGCUUUGCGCACCCUAGCAGAAUUACAGGACCAGGUCGAUGAGGCAAGACACCCAACCCGUCAACGCGAUUCGAUCCUGUCAAUAACUUCUCCGAUCGAGACCAGGCCUCAGAGUUUUUUAUCCGAGAUGAGAUCGAGCGACGCCAAAGAUGGGAUGCACUUAUCGCGAUCUCUAUCCUCGGAAUUAUCAUCAGCUAUGGAUUCCCCUACUACUGUUGAUAUUCCAGAGAGCGAAGUGUCUAAACCUUCUGAGUCUAGGGCCACUCUAGUAACGGAAACAGCGAGCGCUGAUAAUAGUGAAGCUCUUGCUGCAGAAUUAGAGAGACUCAAGGCAUUGGCCGAGGAGAAACAGGCAGCGGAGAGAGAACUCGCCGAUAAGUACGCUCAACUAGAGGAAAUGCACCAGGAGACGUUGGAUAUGGUCGAGGAGCUCAAAACCGAAGUGGCCAAGGCCAAAUACGCGGAGCCACCUUCCCCAAGAACGGGUACACCGGUAAUUCGUCGAAAGUCCAGUCAGAAUGUCAUGAUAAUUGAUCGUGCACAUCGAUCAUUUGCAACGCUCAGAAACAUGGCAGCUGAGCACUUCGAGGAGCAGCCCGAUGUUAUGCAGAACUUCGAUCUUAACUUAAACUCAGCGAUGCAUGAGCUACACGUUAGAUCAGAGCGCAUCCAGGAGCUGGAGGCCGAUGUCGCUACCGCGAGGAAAGAGAUGGAGAGCAAGAUGACAAUCAUUUCAGGUUUAACACGUGAGCGAUCCAGCUUGAAGUCUAGUCCUAUUGAUAUUUCAAUGGUUGCCGCAUUAAGGGAGCAGCUAGAGAGGAACGAACGACAACUUCAAGACAUGCAAGAGAGUCAUGCUGCCCGUGAAAAACAACUUGUUGACGAGUUAGAGGCUCUGCGCAUUUCGGUUAAGGAAGCUGCCGAGGUUCGAUCAAUGUCAACGACGCAGACACAGGGUGGGAGCGAGCAAGAACGUGAGUUGCGUGUAGCCCACGAGGCUAAAAUUGCUCAUCUCGAAGCUGAGCUUCUCAGCUGGGAGAGUAAACACAACGCCGCGUUGGAUGCUUUGCAAACAACCGAACAACAAAUGAAGAAAACCAUCACCGAUCUUGAAGCAGAGGUCGCAGCUGCGUAUGCACAGGUCGACGAGUCUCGAGGGCAAACAAAGAGCGACGAGGAAUCCGAGGAAGCGGAAGCUAAGCACCAGGGCCUUGUUGCUACGCUGCGUAGUGAGAUCGAGAAGUUCAAGACGAUCGUUGAUGAUAAUGCUGCCAAGGUGGCUCAACUAGAGCAGGCACAUGCUCUUGCGAAAGAGCAACUCGAAGAGGUUUCUAAAGCACGGGAUAUUUCAUCUGCGGAAUCGCGCGGCUAUCAGGAACUUGUUAGUCGGCUCGAAUUACAAAUAGCAGAGCAUGGGAAGGCCCUCCAGAACUACGAGGAAAACCUAGCUCAGCUCCACAACGACCAUGCCAGAGAAAUCGACGAGGUUCGGGCCAGCUCCAAGGAAGAAUAUGACGCACAAAUCGAUAUGCUCAUGUCAGAGCAUGCUGAAAACAUUAGAUUUUUAGAAAGCGAUGUUACGGAAGCACGCGACGAGCUUAUGAAGAUUGCUACCCAAGUCGCUUUUGCAUUAGGUCUUGAAGUAAGCGUUGAUAAGAUUAGUGAGCGUAUCGAGGACUUGAUUGCGGAUCAAAAGGCUUUGAAUGUUGAACAGCAGAGGUCCAUCGAGCUCGAAGGUCAUAUCGAUGAGUUGUCAGCGAUCAACAACACGAUUAUGCGUGACCUCGAGACUGUAAAAUCUUCGCUAAAUGGCAUACUUCAUCCGGACAACGAAGAUUUGAAGAGCCCCUACUCUUCCGUUACAGAACAGCUUGCAGCCCUGAAGAAGCGGAUGCAUGAUCUCGAGAACAAGAAUAAGAAACACUCUCGUUUGGUAGAGGAAUUGGAGGACCAAUUGCAGACCAACUACGACCAAGCCCAACUUACCAAUAAUAGAUUGUCUACGCUCCAAACUGAGCGCAACACACAAUUAGAAGAGGCCCAUGCGGCGAGAAUCAAAGCGCAGACUGAGUUGGAAACUGUUCGGGAAGACAUGGUCGCCUUGCAGGCUCGUAUCGAGGAGCUUAGCGCUGUCGAUGGACCAAAGCGAGCUGAUUCCACAAGCUCGCAGGUCCGGAAGACAGCAUCCGUUAUCUCUUUACCAUCUCCACCACCCGCCAUCCCUCUUCCCCCGCUCCCACCCGGUGGUGCGACCUCGCCAACUCAAGGUAUCCCACCAGCGUCAAUUGGCGGUCGGCCAACCAGCCAUGAUGUUGCUCUAGCUCAGAUCCGAGAGGACCAGGAGGCACGCAUACAAAGCAUCGAGAGACAUCUAAAGGCUGAAAGACAGCUUACUUCUACAUUAGAAGAAGCUCUGACUGAUCUCGAAAGCCAGUCCAAGAAGAUGAAGGCUGACUGCGAGGCCUGGAGGAAACGUGCCCAAGACCUUGAGACAGAAGUUAAGGAGCUUAAGGAACGGCCUCAACGAGAAAACCGUGACAGCCUUUACCAGAUUGAGGAGGAGCGCAAGAAGCGCCAAGACGCCGAGAGGGCUAGAACCCAUCUAGAGGAGCGCAUGAACGCAAUCAACAACAAGAAAAAGAAGAAAGGUAGCCUCAACUGCUUCUAG
Daldinia childiae is the source of this 5190-nucleotide messenger RNA. Its product is annotated as Kinesin-like protein KIF21A. Gene Ontology annotation, molecular function: microtubule motor activity; microtubule binding; ATP binding. The transcript has 4 exons. Lineage: Eukaryota; Fungi; Ascomycota; Sordariomycetes; Xylariales; Hypoxylaceae. Gene Ontology annotation, biological process: microtubule-based movement; mitotic spindle organization. The coding region runs from base 1 to 5190 and encodes 1729 amino acids. The record is from RefSeq and is a predicted model, not a curated record.